Molecule: messenger RNA, 1146 nt
Organism: Phytophthora sojae
Lineage: Eukaryota; Oomycota; Peronosporomycetes; Peronosporales; Peronosporaceae
Exons: 2
Source: RefSeq, a predicted model, not a curated record
GGUGGAUGCAAGUGUGAGGACAAGAUUAGCUGUGUUUGUGGGCUUGGUAAGGGUAUUUUCCCGUACGAGUACAUUACCAGUUUCAACGUCCUAAAUGAAACUCAAGUCCCACCGAAAUCAGCUUUUGACAGCAAGCUUCGUGGUACAAGCAUCUCCAAUGAUGAGUACGAGCGUGUGAAGUUUGUCGGGGGGCACUUUGAAAUGAAGUCAAUCAAGGAUCUACUCAUCUGGUACAACAAUCUCGAUGUAGUUCCAUUCAUCAAGGCUAUCCAAGCUCAGCGUGAGUUGUUUAAACGUUUUGAUCUGGAUAUGUUUGUCGAUGGUGUAAUCAACAACAAGCUUGGCCACCUCGAUGGGAACAUCUUGAUCAGCUGCAUUUCGUGUAAUACCGCUCGUAAGGAUAUGUCUCUCGGGGGUUUUCGAUACAAGAAACUGCUCGAGUUCAAUUCGAACAGAUUGGUCUAUUCGAUUGACAAGGAGGAAUCUGAGAUAUACGGUAAGAUGAAGGCCAACAUCGCCGGUGGACCAUCCAUUAUCUUCAACCGCUACGCCAAGCGGAACGAGACAAAGAUUCGUGGUGGUAAGCUCUGUAAAAAGAUUAUCGGUUAUGAUGCCAAUGCCCUAUAUCUAUGGGCCCUUGGUAAUGAGAUGCCGUGUUGUCGAUUGACUACGAUUGAGGCUUACCCUGGUAUCAUCGAUGACAUCAAGAACGACAAAAUAUUUGGCUUUCUCGAGUGUGAUAUUAGAACCCCAGAGCACCUGAAUGAGUAUUUUAGUGAGAUGACUCCCAUUUUCAAGAAUGCUCUGAUAGACUGUACCGAUGAGAGUGUCAUUGGCAAGCAUAUGUUUGAUUACAACCAGUCUCGCGAAGCAAAUCGUUCUAAGCCUGCUCGCAAGUUGAUUGGUAGCUACUUUGGUGAAAAGAUCCUUAUCUAUGCACCGCUGCUCAAGUGGUACCUUUCUCAUGGUAUGGAGAUCACCAAGACCUACAGCUUUAUCAAGGCCAGCUCUCACACGGCAUUCACUCCUUUCAUGGAAGCUGUGUCAAAUGCUCGACGAGAGGGUGAUGAGGGGACCUCAGGGGCGCAGUCCCUGGGGUCUCCGACUCCAAGCAACAGCUUGACGCUGAUAAGUCUAAAUCUAUGA